AUGGAAUUUAAUUUAAUUAUAAUAAAAAGUUUUACCAAGUUUUUUAAAACUUUUGGCGGUAUAAGCAAAAAGAAAAAUAGUAUGGAGUGUAUAUAUGGAAAAAAUUGGGAAGGUUUAAAUAUGUUACCAUACGAAGUUUUAUUAAAUGUUUUUUCAUUUUUAGAUGAUUUAAAAGAUAUUAAAUCACUAAAGCUUGUAAGUAAAACUUUCAAUAAUAUAGCAUCAGAAUGUUCUUUGUGGAGAAUGUUUCUUAUCAAACUAAAUACAAAUGGUAAAAUAACUCCAAGAGUAUGUCAUUCUGCAAUUGUUUAUAAUAAUUUAAUGUAUGUCUAUGGUGGUCAUUUACCAGAUAGUCACACAUUUAUUAAAGAUGUAAAGAGCGAUUUAAAUACCUUUGAUUUCAAAUCAAGAAAAUGGGAUACAAUAGAAACUAGUGGUGAAAAGCUACCAGAAAAAACUGAGCACUCUGCUGUAGUUUAUAAAAAUUCAAUGUAUAUAUUUGGUGGAUACUCUGGUGUUACUGGGAAUUAUUCAGAUACAACUAUCUUGAAACUAAACUUGGAUACUUUAGAAGGAGAAUCCAUUAAUGGUACAGGUCAAAAACCAAUGGGGAGAUCAGCCCAUUCUGCAGUAGUCUAUGAUUGUUAUAUGUAUAUAUUUGGAGGUUGGGAUGGAACAGAAUCAAACAACACCUUCUACCGUCUUAAUUUAGAUACACAUAUAUGGGAGAUAGUACCAGCCAAAGGUAACCCACCUCCAUGUAUCCGUUCACACAGUGCAGUUGUUCAUAAUAAUCACCUUUAUAUUAUUGGAGGCUAUGGACCUGAUGGUCAUACAGAAUUCCCAUACUCCUAUGAUUUAUUAAAUAAUGAAUGGAUCCCCAUGGUAGAUAAUAAAGAUGGUCCUUGCUCUCGUUCACGUUUACGUACCGUUGUCUAUGGUGAUAGUUUAUGGUGCCUAGGUGGUUGGAAUCGUUCUAAUUAUUAUAACGACUUAUGGAAAUUCGAUUUAAAUACUCGUGAAUGGUGCAAAAUAAAAUCAAGUUUUGAUCUCUCAGGAAUUGGUCAAUAUUCAGUAGUAUCUUAUAAGAAUCAACUAUAUUUUUAUGGCGGAUAUAACCCAAGAACAUGCUCACCACAACCAAACUUAUACACGUAUAUUGUAGAAAAAGAUUUAGAAAAAGAAGAGAACAGAAGCAUUAUUUUCGAAAAGGAAGAUUUAGAUUUUAAUAUUUCAAUUAAAAAAGAUUAUAAUAGUUACGAAAAAGUAUUUGAUAUUAACAAAUCUCCAAACCAAAAAUCAUAUAAAGAUCAAAACUAUUCAAAUAUCGGUAUUCCAACUGUUUAA
This is a messenger RNA of Dictyostelium purpureum, 1347 nucleotides long. RefSeq lists its product as uncharacterized. Bases 1 to 1347 code for a protein of 448 amino acids. Lineage: Eukaryota; Evosea; Eumycetozoa; Dictyosteliales; Dictyosteliaceae. The record is from RefSeq and is a predicted model, not a curated record. Gene Ontology annotation, cellular component: Golgi apparatus. The transcript has 3 exons. Gene Ontology annotation, molecular function: protein binding.